AUGCGCGCUGCCAUUGAGGAGGUGAUGCCUUCAGCCAAGCAUAGACUCUGUGCAUGGCAUCUGGAGAAAAAUUGUGUCCAACGGGUAAAGGAAGCUGAAUUUCGGAAAGUAUUUAAAAAGGCUAUCUAUGCAAACUUUGAUGUCGACGAGUUCGAGAGAUAUUGGAGGACCUCAAUCGAGUCUCUCAGUCUAGGCCAAAAUACAUGGGUGCAAUCAACAUAUGACAUUAAAGAGAGUUGGGCAACGGCCUAUCUGAGGGGGACCUUUUGCGCCGGAUAUAGGACAACGUCAAGAUGUGAAGGAAUCAAUUCUUUCAUUAAAGCGUUCCUAAAGUCAACGGAUAGCAUUCUUGAACUGGUUCAUAGCUUGGAUAGGGUCAUGAAAGAUUAUCGGAACAAUGAGGUUACUGCACAAUUUUACUCCACUUAUUACACACCCGUGUUAAGUACUGGAUUAGAUGCAAUAGAGUUGUCUGCGUCGAAGCUUUAUACAAGAGCUGUUUUUAGGGAGGUUAAGAAGCAAAUCAAGGGUGUUGCAACGCUAUUGUUUCAGGGAAGGGAGAGCAUCAGCACGACCAUUGUGUAUAGCUUUAGUAAAAUGGGUAGACCGGACCGGGUAUUCAAGGUUCUGUAUGAUCCGAAUGACCGAAAGAUUGAGUGUGAGUGUAAGAUGUGGGACAGUGAUGGCAUACCGUGUUCCCAUAUUUUUUGUGUCAUGAAGUAUGAGGGUAUGGAGGAAAUUCCUGAAACACUUGUCCUUAGGCGCUGUGUAAGAUUGCAAAAGACUGUACAACGUUGA
Arachis duranensis is the source of this 798-nucleotide messenger RNA. RefSeq names its product protein FAR1-RELATED SEQUENCE 5-like. Lineage: Eukaryota; Viridiplantae; Streptophyta; Magnoliopsida; Fabales; Fabaceae. Gene Ontology annotation, biological process: regulation of DNA-templated transcription. Gene Ontology annotation, molecular function: zinc ion binding. The record is from RefSeq and is a predicted model, not a curated record. Bases 1 to 798 code for a protein of 265 amino acids. The transcript has a single exon.